This is a messenger RNA of Phoenix dactylifera (date palm), 1254 nucleotides long. Its product is annotated as putative phytol kinase 2, chloroplastic. The record is from RefSeq and is a predicted model, not a curated record. Gene Ontology annotation, molecular function: kinase activity. NCBI's taxonomy places the organism in Eukaryota, Viridiplantae, Streptophyta, Magnoliopsida, Arecales, Arecaceae.
GACACCGGCAGGGGAGAGAUCCCAGCGCUUAGAAGUCACCGUGAUAUAUAACGGGAAGAAAAACGUCGGCGGCGAAAAUGGUCGCGGAGGUCGUCUUCCACUCCAUCCUUCCCCCCGUCCAAUCGGCGGUUUUCUUGGUCCGCCCCUCCGCCGCCGCCUUCGGUCGCUCUUCUCCUCUUCUACUGUGCCUCCGUCUCCGCCCCGCCCGCCGCCGCGCUCCCGCCGGAGCUCUCCGCAGCCUGGCGUCGAUGUCCCCGGAGAGCCCGCUGUUCCGCGACGUGUGUGCGUCGGCGGUGACGGCAGGGGUCGCCCUGGGGCUCCUCCGCUUCUGGGAGGAGUUGGCCAAGCGAGGAGUUUUCGAGCAGAAAUUGAAUCGAAAGCUUGUACAUAUAAGCAUUGGUCUGGCGUUCAUGCUCUUUUGGCCUUUGUUCAGUUCGGGAAGCCAGGCGCCAUAUCUUGCAGCUUUAGCACCGGGGAUCAAUGCUAUAAGGAUGCUGCUCAUGGGACUUGGAAUUUGGAGAAAUGAUGCUAUGGUCAAGUCAAUAAGCAGAAAUGGAGACUACAGGGAGCUUUUGAAGGGGCCAUUAUACUAUGCUUGCACUAUAACUCUGGCUACCUCUGUAUUUUGGCGAACGUCUCCUAUUGGGAUAGCUGCAAUCUGCAACCUGUGUGCUGGAGAUGGUGUGGCUGACAUAGUAGGAAGGCGAUUUGGGCGCCAUAAGCUUCCUUACAACCCUAACAAGUCCUUUGCCGGUAGCCUUGCAAUGGUAUUUGCAGGUUUCAUAGCAUCCGUUGGGUACAUGCAUUACUACCACUCAUUUGGAUUUGUCAACGAAAGCUGGGACAUGGCCCUACGCUUCUUUUUCGUGUCUCUAGCUGCAGCAUUUGUGGAGUCGCUUCCCAUCAGUUCCGAGCUGGAUGACAAUUUGACAGUUCCCUUUACUUCCCUAUUGUUUUCUGGCCUUGUUUUUUAGUUCUGCAUGAGAACCUUGGAUCUAAUGUUGUAUACUACACAAAAAUAAUGUGCCUACAUGGAUGUAGUAUGGUGCAUGGAGAUUGUUUGAGAAAUCGCAGGUGUUGGCGAUUCUUCUCUAAUGGCAGCUUCUGAGCAGCAAUUCAGUCGAUGCUUAUCAAAAUCAAUAGACUAAAAACAGUCAUCUUGUUUUAAUGUGAAAAUUGAUCUGUGAGAUUUUAUAAAUGUAACACCAUUGCACCAAACAUUGAAAGGUCUGGAAGGAACAACAAAUUAUGUUA